AUGGUGACCGUAAGGGGAGCCCCUGAGCCAUACUCCAGUUUCCCAAUGUCAGUAAACACGGGAGCAUGGGAUGAAUGUGUCCAGAUAUGUUUCUUGAAAUACAGUUGUUUUUUGGCUUAUUCGAAUAGUUCAUUGAUGUGUGUACUGUAUGGAGCAGGAGAUGUUAGAAAGAUAAGGAAUGAUCAAGAGGAGUCAGAAACUCUAGAGAAGGUUUCUUUCAAGAUCGAAACUACUAACAAGUGUUCAAGUGAUCCAUCUGGAAUGUUUGAUGGGAUGUUAUCUAGUUUCAAGAAUUCUAAAUUUAAUACUGCUGAAAUUAUCACAUCAGAAAAUUACUAUGAAGUUAAAAUUAUUUCCGAGAACAUAACCGACUGUGGGAUGCAAAUUAGACCUGAAAUUGAUUUUUCGGUUUCAAUUCUUGGGCUCUUCAUGUUCAUAUUGGUGAUUUUGUUGCAACAGGAUACAUCAUCAUUUCCCCGGCAUCGUCAUUUCCCCGGCAAAAAAGACUGA
Molecule: messenger RNA, 510 nt
Organism: Caenorhabditis briggsae
Lineage: Eukaryota; Metazoa; Nematoda; Chromadorea; Rhabditida; Rhabditidae
Exons: 3
Coding region: 1-510 (169 amino acids)
Source: RefSeq, a predicted model, not a curated record